Laccaria bicolor S238N-H82 is the source of this 624-nucleotide messenger RNA. RefSeq lists its product as uncharacterized. The record is from RefSeq and is a predicted model, not a curated record. The transcript has 6 exons. The coding region runs from base 1 to 624 and encodes 207 amino acids. NCBI's taxonomy places the organism in Eukaryota, Fungi, Basidiomycota, Agaricomycetes, Agaricales, Hydnangiaceae.
AUGCCCGCACAAACGAGCCUUCAUGCAGACGACGUCUCCCGCCGCAAGCACGCCCUCCACUUCUGUGUUAACCUUCGCAAUCUAUCUAAGCAUGUUGGACGGGGAACCCCCCUUCUCCGGUUAUGCGGUGCAGGUUCACUUGGUGGAACACAAAGUCAAGACACGACUGAUAUAUGUAUCAGCGCCGGUGCUCGUAUCAAAACUUGUUCUCCUAAAAACUCGCGUGGAUCACCACGCGUAGCGCCAAAUGGCUUCCUUGCUAUGAUGGAUAUCAUUGGCACCAAAUUUUCUGCCGAUAUAUGCAAUACACCCGCCUCCAGAUUCAGACAACCAAAAACACAAACAUCACGCCCAGCGUGCUGCGCGGGAUCAGAUGGAGCCCUCAAAGACACAGCAAGACACGUCCGUCAAAUUCACAGCGUGGUGACGGGACGCAUCUCACAGCGUUCAGCCUCAUGUAUCAAUGAAAUCCAUAAAACCUUGAUGCUCCCGCAAACUUCGAAUACUGACCAAGCAUUCGAUCAACUGAACAUGCUUCGAAUAUCACAGAAGCAAAACCGCAUGUGCAUCGCGGAGAAACAAAAAAAUGUUCUGGAGAGGUAUGUAACCCUACUUGACGACUAG